UUAUUUAGGGUUUAAGACGUAAAACCCAGAAUCCGUUCGAUUCGAAGAAGAACGAAAAUGGCGAAUUCAAUGGCUACGGUUUCGAGAAGACUCUACCGAUCUCUUCUCUGUAACCCCAGAUUCUCUCAGGCUUCCAUGCCCUUCAGCACCAACAACAUCUCCGACUUAUCAGACACUGAAUCGCCCCUUGAAACGAAGGCUUCAGAUCCAAACCAUCGAGAGGAACGCGUGAUGGAGGAGCGUCCACUCGAGAACGGCCUUGACUCUGGCGUUUUCAAGGCGAUAUUGGUGGGGCAAGUGGGGCAGCUUCCUCUGCAGAAGAAGCUCAAGAGUGGUAGAACUGUCACUCUCUUCUCUGUAGGCACCGGUGGCAUCAGGAACAACCGGAGACCGAUGAUCAACGAAGACCCGAGAGAGUAUGCGAACCGCUCUGCUGUGCAGUGGCACCGUGUCUCUGUUUACCCUGAGCGUUUGGCUGAUCUUGUCUUGAAGAACGUUGAACCCGGCACUGUUGUCUACUUGGAGGGUAAUCUUGAGACGAAGAUAUUCACUGAUCCAGUUACUGGUUUGGUUCGACGUAUUAGAGAAGUCGCUAUUCGUAGAAACGGCAGAGUUGUGUUUCUAGGAAAAGCCGGUGAUAUGCAGCAGCCAAGUUCUGUUGAGCUUAGAGGCGUUGGCUACUACUGAUUCGGUAUUCUAGUUUUCUCUUCUUGUAACUUGAGGGUGUGUUCAGUGUUCUUUAUAUUGCCACUUGGUCCUUUUACUAUUUUGUGGCAAAUAAACCAAACUAAAUCCAACAAAUUCAUUUUUAGUUA
Messenger RNA from Brassica oleracea var. oleracea, 815 nucleotides. RefSeq names its product single-stranded DNA-binding protein, mitochondrial. Gene Ontology annotation, biological process: mitochondrial DNA replication; positive regulation of helicase activity. NCBI's taxonomy places the organism in Eukaryota, Viridiplantae, Streptophyta, Magnoliopsida, Brassicales, Brassicaceae. Gene Ontology annotation, molecular function: single-stranded DNA binding. Gene Ontology annotation, cellular component: mitochondrial nucleoid. The coding region runs from base 58 to 687 and encodes 209 amino acids. The record is from RefSeq and is a predicted model, not a curated record. The transcript is spliced from 4 exons.